Messenger RNA from Macrobrachium nipponense, 7042 nucleotides. RefSeq lists its product as uncharacterized. Gene Ontology annotation, cellular component: plasma membrane. Bases 22 to 1557 code for a protein of 511 amino acids. The transcript is spliced from 9 exons. Lineage: Eukaryota; Metazoa; Arthropoda; Malacostraca; Decapoda; Palaemonidae. The record is from RefSeq and is a predicted model, not a curated record.
GUAUAUAUCUGCCAGGUAAGUAUGUAUGAAACUUUAUUGUACAAUAACAAUAUCAUUUUUAUCAUUAUAUGCAUUUUUCUUUAUUUUUCAGAUUCAAAUUUGUUGCUGACUAGCACUGGUCCUGCAACAUUAGAUAUUCCGAUAUGGUUCACUGCUGAGCUGACUGAUUAUGAAGAAGGAGAGCAGUUGGAGUGGCAGUGGUCAGAUGAUGUCUUUCAUGCUGAGACGUUUUACAUCAAUAAAGGAGUUGUUCAGUGGAAUAUAACUUAUGAUCACAACACGUAUGCUUGGUAUACUGGGGAAAGGAUUGUUUACUUGUCUGUCAAGAAGAAAUAUGCUCCUCUCAUAUGGGUUUUAAGAGCAAGCAACAGAACCCGUUUCUCAUUGACCUCUCUUUUGAAUGGCUAUGUGUCAGUGGUUCAGCCCAAUGUUACAGCACCUCCAACGCUCAACCACAUUUCAACCACAAAUACAACUAACCUGACUGCAGUCAUUCACGACCCACAUGACUGGUUAAAGCAACGGACAGAAAUGAUUUCUUUGGUGUGGAUCAUUAACGAUAAUAUACAUGCAUCAUGUUCUUCUCCAUCUUUAGUUAUAAACAUAACUGAACCUGGUGACUACAGUAUUCGUGUUAAUGUUUACAUUGAAGUAGCUGAUCAUAUCAUCACCACAACAACUACAACCACGACCACUACCACCACAACAACAACCACCACUACUACACCAAAGCCUAGCAACCAGACAACCACACUAGCACCAGUCACUACUCAAAAACCUACACCACCACCAACAACUCCAACAGUAGCACCGUCCAACAUCACUACCACAACACCAGAACCGCCACCACCCAUUCGACCGAAUUGGAAGUGUGAUGGGUAUUGGCCUGAGUACCCUUCACGCAUUGGAUACGGAAAGAGCAUGUUCAAACCUGGCUACUUCUAUGUUGAUAUAUCUGCAUCAGAGCCCAUAACUCAGGUGAAUGUGACAGGCAACACUUGGUUGAAGCAUGGAGAGCUGUUGAACCUUACUGUUGUUUGUUCUGGCUCACGACCAUGGGGAUAUUGUUAUGAAAUUCACCCAGGCAAUUACAAUGUUACUGGUAAUGAGACUUGUAGUAAUCCAGUCAUGACGAAUGACUGUAACUUCCCCAUCAUCCAUUACUUCAGAGAUGCUGGAACACAUACCUAUCUCCUUAUUAUACAAAAUGAUGUUUCGUUGGAAAUCCACCCAAUAAACAUUGUUAUAUAUAAUGUGGACCGUAAGCCGCAGCUUUCAUAUAUAAUUAUACCAGUGUCAUGCAGCCUUGUGGUAAUAAUUAUCAUUGUUUUUGGCAUCGCCUUCUUCAUUCAGAGUCGACAAAGGUACUCUGUUGAAGUUGCUGAUUUUGACUUUGGUGCCAGUGAAGAGACAGAGUACAAGACUCUUUGUGAACAGUUGAAAGAAGCUUUGACUCAGGCCCUUAAAGGUCAAGAGUGGGAAAGCGAUGAAGAUAACAAAUGGCGAGAUCGGUCACAUGUUGUGGAAAGGCCUAGGAUCCUGGAGGAAGAAGAUUAGUGUUGUGUGCCUUGUAUUUUGUAGGUUUUUUCUGAAACAUAGGAGUAUUACUUACACCAGUAGCAAGUCAUUGGACCAGCUUUUGUUAAGCCUGAAGGCUGCUUAAGUUUGUAUAAUUGUAAAUUUAAAGCAGGUUAUGUGGUUGAAGAAAUUUUGUACCAUGGUAGGUGUUUAGAGAUUGUAUUGAAAUUUUGUUAUAAUGAAUUGUAAAUAAAGCCAUUAUAUUCAUUAAUUCAUAUUACAAGAGUGAACUAUGUACGUAGUUCAUCAGUUUCAUCAUUAUUCUUUGGGUUGGUAUUCAUAUGUGAAUUUUUGGAUGUCUUCCAAGUUGAAGUUUAUGGGAGCUUGGUGCAGUCUUCACUACAGAGGUAGAGGUCAUUCUUUGGCUGUUGAGAGGUGUGAAUUUGAAAUUAUGAUAUUGCCUUAUGCUGAAGCACAAACGCAGCAUUUGUUGAAGUCAUUAUAUAUACAACCAUAUAUAAUUACUUAAAUUCUUUAGUGCUUGUGGUGUGGUCUUAUUCUGUAUGCUUACAGAAUUGUUUUGGUGUCAUGGAUACUCUAGUGUUGAUUAAUUAUAAUAGUGUGAAGUCAUUGGCAUCUUAAAAAAGUCAAGGAUCCUGUGUGUAUGUCCUAGUAAUACUGUUAAUACUAUUAUCAAGGAAUUUUAAUUUGGAAAGAAGCUGUCAAAAAUUCAUACUUUUGGCUUUAUUUACACCAAAAUAUUUUAAAUCCUAUUGUAGUUUGUGUUUUGUGAACAUUAGUUUGAAAUUUUUCAUUGCUGAUAAUUUAAUUUCUAAAGUAUAGAUUUUCACGAAACUUUUGGCUAUCUGUAUAAAAGUUUUCUGUGGGUUUGGUGAUCUUUUUAAAGUAAAGAACUAUAAAGUAUUGAUUAUGUUUUUGACUAUACAUUUGAAGUCCAUCUGGCAUACCAAUUCUAAAGAAAAUCAGAGAUGAAAAAAGUUGGGUGGGUUUGGUGUUUUUUCUUGUUACAAAUAUAAUAUUGUACAGUUCUUGUUCAAGAUAUCCUGAUCCUUAUUUUUAACCAUUUAUGAGCUGCAUACAUUUCAUGUAGUGCAAGUGAAUUACCUGGGUAAAUAUAUUCUUUUAUUUUUAUUUGCAAAAUCUUUAUAGGUAACUUCCUUUUUUAUUUUCAAAUAUAAUGUCUACUUCGUUUUUAUGCUGUUUUAUGGUUUUUCGCAUUGUUUUAAUUUUUUCAAGGAAAACAGAUGUAGCACAGUAUAUCAUAUCAUCAUUAUCACAUUUAUUAUUAUUACCAUAGGUUACAGAAAAGUAUCGGGUUAUGAUUAGAAGGGAAACAUAACUGAAAAUCUAAUAUUGGCCAUUUGUGUUCAUAAAUUUAUAAUGUAUUUGUUCUCGUAGGCUCUAGUUAAUCUCGGUUAGUGAAGUGUAAUAAGUAAGUGUUAUCUAAUUGCAUAUCUGGUUUUUGUAUAAGAAGUUCUUAAUUUGUAAAUUGAAUAUUGGUAAUAAUUUUAAAUUGGUUAGAAUGUUAAAAUUUUUAAUAUGAAUUUUUGUUUCGUGAUAAGUUUUAGGCCUCAAAUGCUUUUCCACAUUGAACCAAGUUCUGGUCUAUAUAUAGCGUCACUCUCGUCGUCUUGCAUAUUAAUAGGAUUUAGUUGGGGAAAGAGUAAUUAUGCAGAUUUUCAAUAUGUUGUGUGUAAUUAGCUACUGCACAAUCUUCCCUUAAUGUGCCGUAUUCUCCUCCAUGUAACUCUGCUUGCUGUGAGGAAAAAUCAAAGUAAAAUAGAAAUGUUGAGAUUACCUGUAAUGCUUCUUUGAUUGUGCAUAACAUUCCUCUCUCAGUGACUGUGCAUGAACAAGAAAUUCAAGGCAUGUAAUAUAUAUGAGAGCAGAGGCUCAAAUUAGGUUCUUUUACCAAUUCCAUGCACUGUAGAAGUGUUUUGUAGUAACUUUUAAUCCUAGUUUGACUAAAAUUGUAUAUUUAGUUUUUGCACCAUUUGUUAUUGUGUAUUACCAUUAGUUAAGAAGCAGUAUUUUGUUAUUCAGAUUAUGUAUUUAACAUACUGCCUACAUUUUAAUUUUAAUAGGCAUUAUCAUUAAAAGGAAUUGUUAGUUCCAAGGCACUAAAAUUAAAGUGAGAUUUAGUGACCAAAAUCAAACAUGAUAAAAAUAUGUCAAAAAAUUAUUUAGAAUUUUUACCAUAGGGACAGUUGAAGAUUACUCUGCUAGUUUCUGAAUAUUGUCAACUUUGCAACCAAUAAGUAUUUUUCAUGAAAAUCUAAGCUUAAGUUACCAUUGAAGUAAUAAACCAUAGUAAUGGAAGUUAUAAACCAAAUUAAUCCUAAAUUUCUAUCUAUGGGCAAAGAAACCAUGGCCUUAGCUUGAGUUGGAAUCAGUUGUUGAAACUGGGUAACAAGGUGUAGUUAAUUUGUGGUAAAUAGGCGAGGUCGGAGCAGGGACUGAGGAAUUCCUCUCACCUGCUAUCAUCAAACACUUUUUCUUGUAAUUGAAUAGAACUGAAUAUAGAAUUUAGACCAAAGACCAAGCAAUGGGACCUAUGAGGUCAUUCUGUGCUUAAAUGGAAAUGGGCAGUGAAAGGUUUGAAACUUGUAACAGGAGGAAAACCUCAUAGUUGCACUAUGAAUCAACUCUUAGGGGGGGGGUGGGAAAGCAAGAUGGAAGACGGAGAAUAUGAAGAGGUAGAGUCAAAGGAACAAAAGGGGUCACAGCUAGGGGCUGAAGGCAUGUUGCAAAGAAUCUUAAGAGAUGAUGCCUACACUGCACUGCAAUAGUUGAACUGACCGUACUAGCUUCCUACGGGAAGGACUUUUUCUUCAGACACGGCAAGUUACGAUGUUUUUCUGCUCUCUGACUGAUCAUAAAGUUAAAAAUUAUUUUAUCUCUUUUAUUGUAUGUAUAGUGUUUUUUUAAGUGGAUCUGAAUCAGAUCAAUAAACAAAUCAUGUUGUGGAGAAUGUUGAAAAAAAAACAAAAAACAAAACAAACUUUAGUUGGCCCCCAAGUGAUUCCCUCCCUUCUUGAAGGUUGGCAAAUGUAUUUGUUCACCUUUGGUUGGGAUGCUUUUAGUAGGUAGGGUUGACACCGAGUUCUCUGAGUAGGGAUGUCUGAUGUAGGUUCGGUUCAGAAACAUGAGGACGGUCCUGAGCUUUUCCCAUUCUUACUUUUGCUAAGGUUCGCAUAGGGUUCUGCUCUUUUGGUCUAGAACCCAAGAAGCCUGGAAAAUGCCUGCCAGCAGCACAUGCAACAUUUGAAUGAGUUUGCCCUCCUUGUCAGUCUGAUUUACCAAGUGAUCAACCAAGUGUAUGCUACUUUGGGUCUUGUUGGCUCCAUGCCAAGCUGUAUCCCAGUCUGCUAGCUUUUUUGGUGGAGGCACCCAUGUAUUCCAAUUUGGCCCAUUUUUUCUCUUUUAGCCACACAUUUUGAGGUAGCCUUAAUUACUUUAUGCCAGGAGUAGACAAUCCCUAACGUGUCACACACAAGGUCAGAGGCUGGUUAGAGGUACUUUGUAGCAGAUUGUGGACUUACUUACCACCAUCUUCAUCAAGACACAGUUCCUUCAGUCACAAUGGUGAACCCUGUUACUCUGCUUGCAGUCAAGGCUUCUGAAUUAAGGGCAUUGAUCUCUCUUCCUCUCUAAGUAAUGUUGUCCAUACUUAUAGGAUCUGCAGUUUUACCCACCUCAUUAACUUUUGCCUCCAGAGAGCCCUUGGUAGGGGUCAUCACACAAGAUAUCGCCCUCAAAACUGCUCUGCCAGCCUAAUCCUUGUCAUGUAUGUUGUUGUGCAGCACAGCCCUUUGUAUCUUAUGUGACUCUCAGAUUCCUCAUGUUCUCACUCCUGAGUUUGUGGAAAACUCAGAAGCUACCAAUUUCUGACAGGAUUUGAGACUCUUGAUCCACUGCCUCUUAAAGCUUGUUAGAGGGGAGCUGGAUGAGAUGCUUUGGUGCUCAGUGCUAACUUUGCAACACUAUCUGAUGAGGAUCUAACCUCAAUAGCCAAUCUGUCUUUUGUAGUAUGUACUAGAAGCCAUAAGGUGGUGGUGUUCAGGACACUGGCCUCAUGAAGUGAUCAAGUGGAUAUACAUGUAGAUAUAACUUCAUUAUGUGACAAGGAUGGUCAUCCAGUCUGGGCAAGAGCUCAUAAAGCAGGGGCCAUUUGCCCAUCCUUAGCCAUUCAGAGAACUGUUUGCUUUUCAAGAUUUGAGGGCAACUGGUAGCACCAGACUACCCUUACCUUAUUGCACCUCAGGAAAAUCACACAAAUUCUUAAGGAUCCAUAGUGGUUGCCCAACAGAUUGUGUAGUCUCCAAGAUAUUCUCAGUCGAAAGAGCAACUAACCUAAUUUACUUGGAUAACAUAAGGCUGGAAGUUGGAGUGGAUAAUUGACAUAUGGUUUUUCACCUGUGGGGCAGCAUUCAGGUCGAGUACAUGUUGAAUGGGCCACAAUCCAGUUGGACUUCACAGUUGGGGCAUUGGCUCAUUAGGUAUGACUUCCUCUGCUUUCCCUUUAAAUGGGGACGGGAGUGGUUAAAGCUACUUUAACCCCACUGUGCCUGUCCAAGGUACUAGCUCUGCCUUCUGACCCAUGGUACACCAUCUUUAGGACACUUUUAGAAUCUUUAGGACACUAGGUUCUCCCAAGUUUUCCUAGAAUCAGUGUUUAGAUACAACUCAUUGUAGCUCAGAGCCCUUUCAAUGAUGCCAGAUUGUACAGGAGGUUACAGUUGUUGAUAUUCUACUCUGUUUAGAUAGAGAUUUGACUUGCCAGUCAGUUAUACAUGAAAGUUGGUUUGUAUUCCUGUAAGAAUAAAUCACAAAUUUAUUCAUUUGUUUUUCUUAGGUAUACAAACCAGAGCUUUGUUUCAUAAUCUCAUCUCAGCCUUUCCAUGCAUUCACAUCCUUGAUGCCAAAGGAAGAAAUGCUUGAUAAUGGCAGGUUAGUGUAGGAUUCCCCCCACCUCCCCACUUGCCUAUCUAUAUUGGUCCUUAACUACAAGUUACAGUUCUAAGUUUCAGCAACUGAGUACAGCUUGGACUUGCUCAGGUUUGCAGACCUAGGAAAAUUACCUUAAAAUUUUGAUAUGCACAUAUUUCUGGAUUGUCUUGAAAAUACUCUUUCUUAGGUAGAAAUUUGUAUUUUUUUAAGACAAAGGAAAAGAAUUUUAUUGGUUUUAAGUUCAUGCAAUAUGUUUUGUAUAAAAUGUAUGUACUGGUUUUGAAUUACUAAAAGCGUUUCAUCAUGACUAAGGUUAAAAUAUUUAGUUUUCAUAUCUUUUGAGAAGACAUGUUUACAACUGCUUCCUGAAAGAAAAUACCUUUAUUUAAAUUAAAAUCAAAAUUGACUUUCGGAUAUUUUCGUUUCCUCGUAAAUUUGGUCAACAAACAGUGUGCAUUUCUUAUGUGGAAACUUUUGAUUUUUCUUGCAUAACUGGUUGAUUUUUCCCAAAUUAAGUAGUACACAGUAUGUUAAUCCCCUCAUGCUAUGAAAA